UGCAGAGAUUUAUUAAUAAAUUAAUUACAGUCAAGUUCAGCCAACGUUUAGUUGAAAUUAAAAAAAAAUAGUUUGGUAGAAAAGAAAAUAAGAAUACUAAGUUUCCCUACCUUGUAUCAUCUCAACUAUAUUCCCGCCAUACACAAAUUAAAAUGUUCCCGCUUUUUUAUCAAUUUAAUUAUUGAUAAUAUUUCUAUUUUCUUUCAACAUUUCAAUUUUCGUUUUCCGUUGCUUUUAUGAAUUAUGAUUUAUUAACUAUUUUACCAAUCUUGAAUUGUAAAACUUUCGGGCAUUGUUUUACAUUCUUCUGUCUUAUUAACCCACUCAUAAUAAAGUAUGUCAAGUUAAUAACAAGUUUUUGUUUGUAGUUAAGUUUUUAGUACCUCCACUACUAAAUAAUAAAAUGGCAUCGAAUGAAUUGGAUAGAGAGAGCAAAGCAGCUAUUUUCAAUAAUUUAGACUUGUACGGGAAAUUAGAAUCAAUUCUUAAAGGACGUAACAAAAUAAUAUAUAAAAAAGAUUUAAAAUUACCUUGUGCACUUGCUGAUGAUAAAGAUCUUGUGGACAUUUUGGCUCAGGACGAUGCACCAACAUUUAGAAAAAAUAAAAGGUUAGAAGCUAAAGAAAAAGCUAUUGCCGAUUUGAUUGAUGAUGUACGCAAACUAAAAAGGUCAUCAGAAAUAGAAAUGGAUUUUCCAAUUGAAUCCAGUAGAAAUGAAGCCGAAGAGGUUAAUCAAGCAAUAUCACGUCUUCGUCAGCAGUCGGAAAAGAUAUUUAAACAAAUCAUAGUUUCAGAAAAUAAUAGUCAUAUAAAAACUCAUUCUAAAAUAAUUGAAGAAACGUGUAAAUAUGAUAGAGGAAUAGAUGCAAUUAUUCGUUGUGAUAAAGACACACUAGCUAAGAGCGUCAAUAAAGACUUUCAGCCUAUAACUGUAGAUGAGUUUAAGAACGAGUACAACAAUUUAGCGCAAGGUGUUUUGAACAAUAUUUAUGAUGAUGGUUUGAAAACUGCAAAAAACCAUGAACACUUCUUAGCCAUUAAGAAGUUUAACAAGCCAAAUCUAAACCGAUCAAAUAUUGAGGCUGAAGUAGUCACAACAGGAGUUCUAGAUCCUUUCACUAGACAACCGAUAACCAGACCCAUACGUAAUAAGUUGUGUAAUCAUAUAUACGAUCAAGAUUCUGUGGAACUCAUGUUCCACGCUCGAUCAGUUGUACCUUGUCCAUACAUCGGAUGUACUAACAAGCACUUUACCAAAAAAGAUCUAUUGGAGCACAAUACAUCUGGUACUUCUAACAACCAAUAAACGUUAAAUGUAUAUUAUACAUUUUUUUAUUAGACUUAUGUUGUUUGCUUAAAACGUUUCUAACUAUUAAAUUACAAAGUUGGCAAUUUUUUUUUUUUAAAUUUAAAAUCCAUCAAAAAAUGGAUUGAAGUACAAAAAAAACUGUGUAAUUUGACAAAGCUAUUAUAACAAUAUAGGUUAUAUAAAUGUUAGUUAUAAACUAUAAAUACACAAGGAAAUUUCUCUAUUUUAUAAUUAUACAUGUUAAUCAU
Molecule: messenger RNA, 1557 nt
Organism: Adelges cooleyi (spruce gall adelgid)
Lineage: Eukaryota; Metazoa; Arthropoda; Insecta; Hemiptera; Adelgidae
Product: E3 SUMO-protein ligase NSE2-like
Exons: 5
Coding region: 404-1306 (300 amino acids)
Biological process (GO): protein sumoylation; double-strand break repair via homologous recombination
Cellular component (GO): nucleus; Smc5-Smc6 complex
Molecular function (GO): SUMO ligase activity; zinc ion binding
Source: RefSeq, a predicted model, not a curated record